AUGGUGAGCAGGUUUUGUUUUGUAUCCUUGCUGAUAGCUUGUUGGCCAAUUUUUGGAGUUUUUGGGGAAGUUUUCUUCAAGGAGGAAUUUUCAGAUGAGUCUUGGACCGAUCGAUGGGUGCAAUCUAAGCACAAAAGCGACUACGGGAAAUUUGAGCUUUCUUCUGGAAAAUUUUUUGGUGACAAGGAACGCGAUCAGGGCCUUAAAACUUCUCAAGAUGCUCGCUUCUAUAGCAUUUCUGCCAAAUUCCCAAAGAAGUUUAGCAACAAAGGAAAGACUUUGGUAAUUCAGUUCAGCAUCAAACAUGAACAGGACAUUGAUUGUGGUGGCGGUUAUCUUAAACUCAUGGCCUCAACAAUUAAUCAAGAUGAUUUCCAUGGCGAAACACCUUACCACCUUAUGUUUGGCCCUGAUAUUUGCGGACCUGGAACGAAGAAAGUUCAUGUCAUCAUUAACUACAAGGACAAGAACCAGCUCAUUAAAAAGGAUAUUCGAUGCAAGGAUGAUGUGCUUACUCAUUUGUACACGCUGAUUCUCAAUCCAGACAACACCUAUGAAGUUCAAAUUGAUGGAGAGAAGGCAGAAAGUGGAGAACUUGAGGCUGAUUGGGAGUUGUUGCCGGAAAAGAAAAUUAAGGAUCCUGAUGCUAAGAAGCCUGAGGAUUGGGAUGAGACUGAGUACAUUGAUGAUCCUGAAGAUAAAAAGCCCGAAGAUUGGGAUAAGCCUGAGACCAUUCCUGAUCCAGAUGCGAAAAAGCCAGAGGACUGGGAUGACGAUAUGGACGGAGAAUGGGAGGCACCAAAAAUUGAUAAUCCAAAUUACAAAGGAGAAUGGAAACCCAAGCAGAUUAAGAAUCCAAACUACAAAGGCAAAUGGAUUCAUCCGGAAAUUGACAACCCUGAUUACAAAGUUGAUGAUGAACUCUAUAUGCGUGAAGAUUGGGGCUCUGUUGGUAUUGAUAUCUGGCAGGUUAAAUCUGGCACAAUCUUUGACAAUAUCAUUGUGACGGACAGCAUUGAUGAAGCAAAGGCUCAUGCAAAGGAAACAUUUGAGCCAUUGCGCGAUGCUGAAAAGAAACAAAAGGAGGCUGCAGAUGAGGAAGAACGCAAGAAGUUUGAGUAUGUUUUAUGA
Meloidogyne enterolobii is the source of this 1131-nucleotide messenger RNA. NCBI's taxonomy places the organism in Eukaryota, Metazoa, Nematoda, Chromadorea, Rhabditida, Meloidogynidae. The record is from the annotation of a GenBank genome assembly.